AUGUCUGACAUAGCCGAAGCUUAUACCUACAUUGAUUUAUUUUACAAUGCUACUGAUCCGGCAAGAAGAAGUGAGAGUCAACGAUGGUUGACUCAGUUCUCAAGCUCUAUUCACGCUUGGACAGUUUGUGAUGGGAUUUUACAUGAGAGGAAAAGUACUUUAUUCUGCUGGGUAGCAGCACAAACUAUACGACAGAAAAUUCUUAAAUCUCUCUCUGAAAUUCCAGAAGAGAGCUAUGCGUCUCUUAGAGAGUCUUUAAUCAGUCAUAUUGGGUUUUUCCACUCUGCAACGGGUAAUGUUGAAGCAGAGUCGAUUGUUAUGCAACUCUGCUUGGCUAUUGCUGACUUAUAUAUUCAAGUUCCUACUUGGACUAACUGGAUUCUUGAGUUUCUUCAAAGGUGCACUAACUUCCAAGGUGAUCAAACCAAGAUGAUGCUGACUCUGUUGAAAGUUUUUCCUGAAGAAGCUCAUGAAAUUCGAAUCGGUGAAAACCGACGGAAGAUUAUUCAGGAUGAACUAGCAGCUUGCGCACCUCAUGUUAUUACAUACUUGACUGAACUUUUGACUCAGAGCCCUAACGAGGACUAUUAUAAACGAAUAUAUAGUUGUCUGGGUGCUUAUUUGGGAAAUCCUUCUAUGCAAACAGAUAAUUUAGCCCAAAGUCCUUUACUUCAAACUGCUUUCCAUAUCUUAGCUACUCCUACGGUUAACGGUGUUCUCCAUGAUGCUGUAACGGAGUGUGUUGUUCAAGCCAUUAUCCUUGCCGAAGAUUUCCAAGCUCAUAUAACGUUAGCUCAUAGUUUGCAAAAGAAUGUAUAUGCCUUAGCUCAACCUUUCAAAGUAGCUGUUGAAUUGGAGGAAUUAGGAAAACUUCAAAAUUAUGCAAGAAUUUUUUGUGAGUUAGUGGAAACUAUGCUUGAGAGAAUUGUAAAUGAACCCUCGAAUAGUAUGGAGGAUUUCGGUAGUUUGUAUUCCCUAGAGCUGUUACUGUUACUAGCAGAGCAUCACGACUAUUCCAUUAUUGAGAGAACUUUCAAUGUUUGGUAUAGAAUAUCAGAAGCUCUGUUCAUGAUAGAAGACGAUGAUCAUUUGAAUAAGUAUCGACCUUUCAUCAAUCGGUACAUUAAUCAUUUGUAUCGCCAUUCUAGGUUUGAUACUGACGAAGAAACUGUACCAGAGGAGGGGUCGGAUUUCAUGGAAUUCAGAGCCAAAGUUUCCGAGACUUUGAAAGAUGUCGUGUACAUGGUCGGGACCGACUGUGCUGUUCGAGAGAUGUGCGAUAGGUUGACAACUUGCGUUACUAAAAAUGGAACAUGGGAUGAAAUGGAAUCUGCUCUUUUCAUGAUUUCCUGUAUUAUUCAUAAUCUUGUCCCCGAUGAAGACUCUGUUCUUCCUCAACUGAUCUGCUCUAUAACAGGAUUACCUCCUAAUUCUCACCCGGCUUUGUUUGCAACUUCUGUGAAACUUGUAGGCGGCUCAAAUGAAUGGUUAGCUAAACAUUCCAACUUAAUAGAUUCGGUUGUUCAUUGGCUCGGUUCCCUUAUUAGCAAUCCCCUCUUCGCCCCUCUCUGUGCUGAAGCAAUAUGCGAGAUUUCGAGCAAAUGCUCAGAAUACAUGGUUCCUCAUAUGCAAAGCAUUGCAUCAAUUAUCCCAGCUCUAGAAAGUCAGCAAACACAUGGCAGGAAAAUUGAGAAAGCCGUUUGCGAAUUGUUGAAAACCAUCUGCGCGAUUAUUCCACAUAUACGGCCUGAGGAGAUUACCAUACGAGUUUCAGAGAUGUGUAGACCUAUUAUGGAGAGGCUUCUAGGAAUUAUCAACAACACUCAUGUUUCAACGAAUAAUGAAAAUGACAUGCACAAUGAUUCGUGGAAGCGGUUAUCUGUGGAUCCUGUUCUCUGGCUUAAUAGAAUCGCCAUAAUUUUUAAAGAUGUUCCACCAUGGCAGAAAAUAAACAACACUGGUAUCAACGUUCCUGCGCCAUGGCUACAAACCUCGCAAGAAUUAUUUGAAGUUGUUUCCUCAACUUUGAAUCAUUAUAAAGAUAGGGGUCGUGUAGCAGAGUAUUGUUGUAGAGCUCUCAGAUACAUCAUUAGAUCUCUUGGGUUGCAAUCUCAGGUGUUUGUCGGGCGAAUGUUAGAUCAGAUUCUUGAAAUUUAUGCUUCCUGCCAACAUUCUUGCUUGCUGUACCUGGCAUCUAUUCUAGUAGAUGAAUAUGGUAAAAUAGAUGAGUCUCGUCCAGCUCUUAUUCAUAUGCUAGAGGUUCUUUCACAAAGUACAUUUAAUUUCUUCAUGAAGGAGAAUGAUGCUGUCAACGCGAUGAAGCAUAAUCCAGCGUUCAUAGAUGACUUCUUCCGUCUUGCAGACAGGUAUAUCGAGCGUUGCCCAACUAACUUAUUCAUCAGUCCUGUAGUGAGUUCCAUAGUCGAUUGUGCUAUAGUAGCACUCAAAGUUGAUCAUGACGAAGCUACAGUCACUGUUUCGAAGUUCAUCUGUAACAUAUUGAGACAACUGAAUAGUGCUAAGAUUAAGAACUAUAACGAUCCAGGAGUUGAAGCUGCUCAGCGGAUUUUCAAUGAGAAAGGAUGUCAAAUUCUAACUGAAGCAUUGAACUCUGCGUUGUUUUAUGUUUCUAGAAAUCUUCGUAGGACAAUGGCUGAGAUUAUUUUCUGGAUUGGAAAAUAUGAUCCAGUUGCACAAAGGAGGUGGCUGGAGUCGGCAACGGCUCAGUUACCGAGAGGAGGAUUAGCAGCAACAGAUGAUCAGCUUAGGGAAUUCGUGAAAAACAUAACUGAUAAUGCCGACGCGUCCAAUUCCAAAGAAGUGCUCAAAUAUAUCCGUGAACUUCUUCAGUUAUACAGCUAA
Auanema sp. JU1783 is the source of this 2862-nucleotide messenger RNA. The record is from the annotation of a GenBank genome assembly. Lineage: Eukaryota; Metazoa; Nematoda; Chromadorea; Rhabditida; Rhabditidae.